CGCGCUCAACACUCGUGUCUUAAGACUUUGAAGUUAAAAUCAUCGAAUGUUGUGCACUUCCGCAACUUCGUUUAAUACGAUGCAUGUGAUUUUGCGUGACAUUCGUGACUGUGAAUUUAGUGAAAGAUUUAAACAAUCUACUUACUUAUCAAAAAUUAAAUCGUCAAUUAUUGUGCAAUAUUGAUACAUGUUAAUGACAUUUUAAUUAAUUUUUAAACGAAGUUAUCAAUACAAAAUAAUAACAAAGACUGUUCAUCGCUUUAUGGAGGAACGUUGAAGCUUAAACCGGUUUUACAAUAUUAAUCGUGCGAAAAGGACAGAAUAUUCCAAAUAUUUCCUUUAUAACACAAAAGUCUCAAUUGAAAAAUUUCGAACAAAGUUAGAAGUUACCAUUAUAAUUGUACUUACGCAAUAAAUCGCUAACCUGUGCGUAUGUAACGGAAAUCCCUCAUUGAGGAGUCAUCUCGAGAAUUGUUAAUAGUUUAGUAGUAGACCGGCCGCGUUAGCGGACACACGUGUCUUUAACCCAAACAACUUACGAUAUAUUAUAAACUAGACAACAAUGAAUUGCGGAUUGUUUAUAGUUUUGUUGUGUGUAUUCGGUGUGUAUGGAAGUAAUUCGAAGAGAAUUCAAGUUUGUGAUGAACACAGCAGCGUGGACAUUUCUACAGGAAUUCCUAUGAAAAAUGGCGAUAUAUAUUACAAGGAUUAUUACUAUAGCAGAGACGAAUACUACAUCGAUGAAAACGGGAAAGAAAGAGGUUGUAUAUGUUCAAAAAUUACUUGCAUAAGAAAAUGCUGUCCGUUCGGCUUUGGUUAUAAUAUAAAGAAGAAGAGCUGUGAUAAUGUUAGAGAGGCUUUUAAGCCCCCAGUGUGGGAUAUUAUUUCGUACAGAGUACUUGAAGAUGUUAACGCUACCUCACUGUUUCAUUUUAUUCCUGGAAAAAUGAACUGCACAGCACCAAAGACUAGGAGGAUCCCUAUAAGUCCCGCGGCUGAUCUAUAUCACCUUAGAAUGGAUGGCAAACUUUUCAUCAUGAUUUCUGGUAACAUACCACCAUGGCUCAUCUUAGGACCAGAGAACUACUGCAUAGAUACCUUCGUGCACGAAGACUCCUCGGGAGAGAGAACCACUCAACUGGACGCCCUUAUAUGCUUCGCUGAGAAACAAGAAGAAAACCACUAUGUGUUGAGUUUCACAUGUAUGAUUAUAUCCUGCGUGUUUAUCCUAGCAACAUGUGCUGUUUACGCGUGGCUUCCAGAGCUGCGGAAUCUUCACGGCAGGGUGCUGAUGGCGUACCUCCUGUGUCUGUUCGUGGCCUUCGCUUUCAUGGCAACCAUGCAGAUUAUGUUGACAAUUGAUAACAUUUCUAGCAAUGCGUGUGCUGUUUUGA
Molecule: messenger RNA, 1394 nt
Organism: Manduca sexta (tobacco hornworm)
Lineage: Eukaryota; Metazoa; Arthropoda; Insecta; Lepidoptera; Sphingidae
Product: G-protein coupled receptor Mth2-like
Biological process (GO): cell surface receptor signaling pathway; G protein-coupled receptor signaling pathway
Cellular component (GO): membrane
Molecular function (GO): G protein-coupled receptor activity
Source: RefSeq, a predicted model, not a curated record